CCUUCGCCUUGUGAGUGGUGUCGCUGUGAACCAAAUAACGAGGUGCACUGUGUGGUGUCUGACUGUGCCAUCCCAGAGUGUGUCAACCCAGUCUACGAGCCAGAACAGUGCUGUCCCAUCUGUAAAAACGGUAAGGCGCUUUCUGUCGUGUGUUUCUGACACACACACACACACGUUUUACUGAAAUGCUUUAUGUAUAUCAACCUUACGAUUGCAUUGCUGGUUGUUGUGCACAUGUAGUCUGGUAAACCAGACCAUUGUUUCACAGAACAGAAUGAUGAACAUAGCUAUUUGUCUGGUUGACCAGGCUAGUGUGUUUGUAUAUUUCUUGCUGAUCUUGUGUUUUUAUUGUGAGCGCGCUGGAGAGUUACAUUUCUAAAGGAUUCAUUACACAUUCAUUACGCAAAUAACCUUGAAACAUGUAACUGUUUGAACCUCAACCCACACACACACACUACAAAAUAAUAACACUUUUAUCACAUCGAAACCAACCAAAAGAUGAUCUCUUCCUCUACGUCUAUCUUUUCAUGAUCAGAGUCUUCAGUCUCUUUAAUCGAGGACGUCCGUCUUUUAUGUUUUACUGUGUAUUAAAUAAUUUAUUUGGGGGGUUGCCCGGGCGCUAAUGAGGACAAUACUAACUGCUUUAAUUAAAUACAACCCACUAAGCAGAAUUAACACUGCAAAUGUGUAUGAGUCUCAGGACCCUGUAUUUGUGUAAAACUAGGCCCUCAAAACAAGGCCUAAUGAAAUAUGUAUGAUAUAUAGUUACGUUUGAUACCGGAGCUCCAAGGCAUGUCGAAUUCGCUAAGCAGUGUACUUCGAAGCGGUGUGCCGAUGCCUGUAUCACUUUAUCAGAAGCACGUGAUCAAUGACGUCUGAAGCUUUGAUUGGUUUGGUAGAAGACGAAAAGGCUACGCUGCGUACGUGCUACGGGGUGUGGGAUGUCAUCUAUAAAAUUGGCUGAUCUAAAUUAUUUUGACCAGCAGGUGCCACUAAUGUACACUGUGUUGAUCAAAGCCUCGAGUAAUGAACCUAUUUGCUAUUUUACAGUUAGCAUCCCAAAUGGCACCCUAUUCCCUGGUGGACUACUUUCGACCACACUGUAAACGUUUCCUGUGAAAUUUACAGUAACUUACUGACAGCUAUUGGCCAGUAAGUUACUGUAAUUUAUUUUACAGUACAGCUAAUGUAAUCCAUUUUACGUUAAUCCAUUUUACAGUACCAAAAUGGUAUAUUACUAGAAGUAUCCAUUGCACGUUUUCAUUUUUUCCAUUUACAUUUUGGUCAUUUAGCGGGCACUCUUGUCCUUAGCAACUUACAGUCAGUGCAUUCAACCAAGGUUGAUAAAAAAAAAACAUAUCACAGUCAUAGCAAGUAAAACGUUUCUGUAACCGAUACAUUGGUCUUCAAAAUAAUUUUAAUUACAACAAGAUAUCUUAUGAUAUAGCUCUGACCAUCUCUGGAUAGUGCCAAUACAAUACUGAGAUAUUCAAGAUAACUUAAUGCCAGAGCAAUGAAACACAGUAAAACACAGUAAAAGUGACUAUUGAACCGUAAGAAAAUUAUUUCUACAGUAUUUUACUGUAAUUACAAGGGAUUAGACCAAGCAGGUUGUCUGUAGGCAUUUACAUAUUACAGCAUAUUAAUAAAUACUAGGUGUUUAUAUCAGUUACACUUUAGGCCUUAAAAAAGGCUUCUAAAGUGACAGUGACUACAGGGUAAAACAGAUAAAAAGAACAUGGCUAACCACUCAUUCAUUAAAGGUCCAUUUAUUUGGUUAUUACAAAAUUCAAUACAUGUUAAAAUUUCUAAUCAAAUUUAGUUAAACUCCAAAAAUAAUAAACAACUCAAACAAAAAAGUAUCAAUCCAACGUAUGUCAAAUCAAAUCAAAAGAAAAACAAACAAUCAUCAGUCCAUCAAUUUGUCAGUCAGUCAUGGUUGGUCUGGUGGAGUGGUUGACAGUGUGUUUGUGUUGUUGUGUUGGGUGAGGGGAAGUGUCUGAGCUGGAAGUUGCUGGAUGAAGGUGUCGGUUAUGGUUGGUCAGUGUUGAGGCUGGGACAGGGAAAACCUGGGCAGGUUGGAAAUCGUGCUGGUACCAGGGCUGGAAAACCAGGGGUUGGUGCUGGGUCUGUGAGAGAACAGGAACCAGGAACUGGACUCUGUAAAGGGGAGGAAAGACAAUCUUUAAAGGUUUGAUACUUGCUGCCACUAAGGGAACCACUACUACGUUUCACUUAAAUUAAAUCAAUCACUUAAAUUGGUACAGCACUCUCACUAACGGGUAGAACAAAUAUAGCCUCUUACAAAACACGCCUCAAAAUAUGUUAAUGUCAGACUCUUUUCCCGCCCACAACAUUUUCCCACAAUGCACCAUCAUUAAUACUGUAAAACACAUUUAAGGUAUUUUACUAUUUUACUGUGCAUUCUACAGUGUUUUACUGUUGAAAUUACAGUGUGCUGUAAAAUAAAUGUACAGUAUUUUACUGUGCAUCCUACGGUAAUCUACUAUAUUCAGUUUACACAGUAUUGUACUGUUGAUUACAGUAAGUUACUAAUAAAAUUACAAAAACGGCUAACAUUGUAGGGCCCACCGUGUGCCAUAUGGGACACACACAUAGCCAUGGAGAAUAAUCUUUAACAUGCAUCAGCAGACACACAUACUUUGACUAAAGUACUCUGACUUGCAGAGGGCUUCAUCAGGCUUUCUUCAAGGUUUCCUUAGGCAAAUUAAGCUGAGAAUCCCUAAGCACUAUGCAAAUGUAGCUACGUUUAGCCUUGAACAACCUAGCUCUAUCCUAAAGGGAUAUAAAUUAACUUAUAUGAAUUUGAUUUAAAUAUGAAUUUACUUUAUGUAAGAUACAUUUAAAUUAUUCACAAGUAAAUGUAGCUUACAUAAAGUUGUUUUACACUUUUGCAGGAAAAAUACACAUGGGAACUAGUCUUAUUAAUCUGACCUGUCGGUCACUGUAUUCCUGAUUGACAGUCAUGUGACAACAUAGAGACACAGGUAACAUGUAUCCCUGUAAACAACCACACUUGGCAGGGCAGCUCGAUGCCCCAUUCUCUCAUCAUCCUCUGCCCGGUUUGUCUAUGACUAGUGCCAGCUGUACUGAGGGUGGGUAGUGGAUCAAUGAGAAUUAGGACUUGGCAUCAGGCCGCUCACGAUAUCUCCAUUGAGGUAGAGGUUGAUCGAUGGGCUUUUAUCAUGUCUUAGUAGACCACGAGAUGAGAAUCGGCCUGGGCAUGGAAGAGAGGAGUAUGGGUACAGUGGGGGAAAAAAGUAUUUAGUCAGCCACCAAUUGUGCAAGUUCUCCCACUUAAAAAGAUGAGAGAGGCCUGUAAUUUUCAUCAUAGGUACACGUCAACUUUGACAGACAAAUUGAGAAAAAAAAUCAAAAAAAUCACAUUGUAGGAUUUUUAAUGAAUUUAUUUGCAAAUGAUGGUGGAAAAUAAGUAUUUGGUCAAUAACAAAAGUUUCUCAAUACUUUGUUAUAUCCCCUUUGUUGGCAAUGACACAGGUCAAACGUUUUCUGUAAGUCUUCACAAGGUUUUCACACACUGUUGCUGGUAUUUUGGCCCAUUCCACCAUGCAGAUCUCCUCUAGAGCAGUGAUGUUUUGGGGCUGUCGCUGGGCAACACAGACUUUCAACUCCCUCCAAAGAUUUUCUAUGGGGUUGAGAUCUGAAGACUGGCUAGGCCACUCCAGGACCUUGAAAUGCUUCUUACGAAGCCACUCCUUCGUUGCCCGGGCGGUGUGUUUGGGAUCAUUGUCAUGCUGAAAGACCCAGCCACGUUUCAUCUUCAAUGCCCUUGCUGAUGGAAGGAGGUUUUCACUCAAAAUCUCACGAUACAUGGCCCCAUUCAUUCUUUCCUUUACACGGAUCAGUCGUCCUGGUCCCUUUGCAGAAAAACAGCCCCAAAGCAUGAUGUUUCCACCCCCAUGCUUCACAGUAGGUAUGGUGUUCUUUGGAUGCAACUCAGCAUUCUUUGUCCUCCAAACACGACGAGUUGAGUUUUUACCAAAAAGUUCUAUUUUGGUUUCAUCUGACCAUAUGACAUUCUCCCAAUCCUCUUCUGGAUCAUUCAAAUGCACUCUAGCAAACUUCAGACGGGCCUGGACAUGUACUGGCUUAAGCAGGGGGACACGUCUGGCACUGCAGGAUUUGAGUCCCUGGCGGCGUAGUGUGUUACUGAUGGUAGGCUUUGUUACUUUGGUCCCAGCUCUCUGCAGGUCAUUCACUAGGUCCCCCCGUGUGGUUCUGGGAUUUUUGCUCACCGUUCUUGUGAUCAUUUUGACUCCAUGGGGUGAGAUCUUGCGUGGAGCCCCAGAUCGAGGAAGAUUAUCAGUGGUCUUGUAUGUCUUCUAUUUCCUAAUAAUUGCUCCCACAGUUGAUUUCUUCAAACCAAGCUGCUUACCUAUUGCAGAUUCAGUCUUCCCAGCCUGGUGCAGGUCUACAAUUUUGUUUCUGGUGUCAUUUGACAGCUCUUUGGUCUUGGCCAUAGUGGAGUUUGGAGUGUGACUGUUUGAGGUUGUGGACAGGUGUCUUUUAUACUGAUAACAAGUUCAAACAGGUGCCAUUAAUACAGGUAACGAGUGGAGGACAGAGGAGCCUCUUAAAGAGCCAGAAAUCUUGCUUGUUUGUAGGUGACCAAAUACUUAUUUUCCACCAUAAUUUGCUAAUAAAUUCAUAAAAAAUCCUACAAUGUGAUUUUCUGGAGAAAAAAAAUCUCAAUUUGUCUGUCAUAGUUGACGUGUACCUAUGAUGAAAAUUACAGGCCUCUCUCAUCUUUUUUAGUGGGAGAACUUGCACAAUUGGUGGCUGACUAAAUACUUUUUCCCCCCACUGUAGCCUAAGGUGCUGGAAGGAGGUGGUGCUAGGCUAGAUAGUGUUUGAUGUAUUAUACAGUCUAUUUGAUGCCAUUAGAUUUGUUUGUUCCAGCAGACACUGGUUUCGAUUUGGUUCAGUGUAGUCUUGCACUGCUACACUUCCAAGUCUUGUGUGUUCACUCCGCUAUUACUCAAGAAAACCGGAAACCGAGGUUCGUUCCAGAGCAGCUGAAGGGUGUUUCCAAAUGCCUGGCUCUCUGUUAAAACACUAAACUCCUGGACAAGAAAAUCAUGCCGUCUGGUUUGCUUAGUAUAAAUCUAAUCAAAUGUUAUUUGUCACAUGCUUCAUAAACAACAGGUGUAGACUAACAGUGAAAUGCUUUCUUAUAGGCCAAUCCCAAUAAUCCAGAGAGGAACAUUUUUAAAUAACCAAGCGGUGAUACAGCCAGUCAAGAUGCUCUCAAUGGUGCAGCUGUAGAACGUUUUGAGGAUCUGAGGGCCCAUGCCAAAUCUUUUCAGCCUCCUGAGGGGGAAGAGGCGUUGUCGUGCCCUUUUCACGACUGUGUUGAUGUGUGUGGAACAUGAUAGUUCCUUAGUGAUGUGGACACAGAUGAACUUGAAGCUCUCAACCUGUUCCACAACAGCCCCGUCGAUGUGGAUUGGGGCGUGCUCGGCCCCCUGUUUCCUGUAGUCCAUUAUCAGCUCCUUUGUCUUGCUGACGUUGAGGGAGAGGUUGUUGUCCUGGCACCACACUGCCAGGUCUCUGACCUCCUCCCUGUAGGCCACAGGUGUCAAACUCAUUCCACGGAGGGCCAAGUGUCUGCGGGUUUUUGCUCAUCCUUUGUACUUAAUUGAUGAAUUAAGGUCACAAAUUAGUAAGGAACUCCCCUCACCUGGUUGUCUAAGGGCUUAAUUGAAAGAGAAAACCAAAAACAUGCAGACACUAGGCCUCCAUGGAAUGAGUUUGACAGCCCUGCUGUAGGCUGUCUAAUCGUCGUCGGUGAUCAGUCCUACCACUGUCGUGUCAUUAGCAAACUUAAUGAUCGUGUUGGAGACGUGUAUGGCCGUGCAGUCGUGGGUGAACAGGGAGUACAGGAGGGGACUAAGCACGCACCACUGAGGGGACCCUAUGUUGAAGGUCAGCGUGGCGGAGGUGUUGUUGCCUACCUUCACCACCUGGGGGCGGACUGUCACGAAGUCCAGGACCAGUUACAUAGGGAGGUGUUUAAUCCCAGGGUCCUUAGAUUAGUGAUGAUCUUGGAGGGCACAAUGGUAUUGAACGCUGAGUUAUAGUCAAUGAACAGCAUUCUCACAUAGGUGUUCCUUUUGUCCAGGUGGGAAAGGGCAGUGUGGAGUGCAAUAGAGAUUGCGUCAUCUGUGGAUAUUUUGGGGCGGUAUUCAAAUUGGAGUGGGUUCAGGGUGUCUGAUGAUGGUGUUGAUGUGAGCCAUGACCAGCCUUUCAAAGCAUUUCAUGGCUACAGAUGUGAGUGCUAUAGGGCGGUAGUUAUUUAGACAGGUUACCUUGACAUUCUUGAGCACAGGGACUAUGGUGGUCUGCUUGAAACAUGUAGGUAUUACAGACUGGGUCAGGGAGAGGUUGAAAAUAUCAGUGAAGACACUUACCAGCUGGUCAACGCAUGCUCUGAGUACGCAUUACUGUAAUACGCCAGGUGAAUGUUAACCUGUUUAAAGGUCUUACUCACAUCGGCUAUGGAGAGCGUGAUCACACAGUCGUCCGGAACAGCUGGUGCUCUCAUGCAUAGUUCAAUGUUGCUAGCCUCGAAGUGCGCAUAGAAGGUAUUUAUCUCGUUUGGUAGGCUUGUGUCACUGGGAAACUCGUGGCUGGUUUUCCCUUUGUAAUCUGUGAUAGCUUGCAAGCCCUGCCACAUCCUACAAGCGUUAGAGCCGGUGUAGUAGGAUUCGACAUUGGUCCUGUAUUGACGCUUUGCCUGUUUGAUGGUUCAUCGGAGGAAUUUGAUGUAGAGCAUUUACUUUUACUCAAGUAUAAUUUAGGCCCUGCAAUAGACUUGUGUCCUGUAGCUCAGUUGGUAGAGCAUGGCGCUUGCAACGCCAGGGUUGUGGGUUCGUUUCCCACGGGGGCCAGUAUGAAAAUGUAUGCACUCACUAACUGUAAGUUGCUCUGGAUAAGAGCGUCUGCUAAAUGACUAAAAUCUAAAUACAGGGGGUGUACUUGUACAGCAAGCUACUUCACGCUACAGAAACAGGAGAUAGGCUCCUGCCCUAUGGGCCGUUCUGUUUCGGACAAGGCUAGCUACUUACUUUACAUUACUUUUGAAUCAGGAUCAUCUGCAGCCAGGCAGCAGGGACACAAUCUGGACAUGAUUAUCUGUUCCAAGAUAUGAAAUAGCCUGCUAGGAUUUCCUAAUCUCAGCACCCAGAACCAAAUCUCACAUGCAUGCUGGGCAACAUUAAUUGUUAAGUCUGUCACAAGAGACUUGUAGGAAGAUAAUAUUAUAACAUUAUCCAAAGCGACUUACUGUCCUGUGUGCAUUAAUUUUACGUAUAGGUGAUCCUGGGAAUCGAACCCACUAACUUGCCGCGCAAUGCUCUACCAAAUAACUUUCCACAGAGGCUGAGGAGGCCUUUCCAUGCAGAAUUGGAAUCUAGGAGUGACUUUCUCUCUCUCUCUGUGUGUGUGUGUAUGUACAGUGGGGGGAAAAAAGUAUUUAGUCAGCCACCAAUUGUGCAAGUUCUCCCAUUUAAAAAGAUGAGAGAGGCCUGUAAUUUUCAUCAUAGGUACACGUCAACUAUGACAGACAAAAUGAGAAAAGAAAAUCCAGAAAAUCACAUUGUAGGAUUUUUAAUGAAUUUAUUUGCAAAUUAUGGUGGAAAAUAAGUAUUUGGUCAAUAACAAAAGUUUCUCAAUACUUUGUUAUAUACCCUUUGUUGGCAAUGACACAGGUCAAACGUUUUCUGUAAGUCUUCACAAGGUUUUCACACACUGUUGCUGGUAUUUUGACCCAUUCCUCCAUGCAGAUCUUCUCUUGAGCAGUGAUGUUUUGGGUCUCUCGCUGGGCAACACGGACAAUCAACUCCCUCCAAAGAUUUUCUAUGGGGUUGAGAUCUGGAGACUGGCUAGGCCACUCCAGGACCUUGAAAUGCUUCUUACAAAGCCACUCCUUCGUUGCCCGGGCGGUGUGUUUGGGAUCAUUGUCAUGCUGAAAGACCCAGCCACGUUUCAUCUUCAAUGCCCUUGCUGAUGGAAGGAGGUUUUCACUCAAAAUCUCACGAUACAUGGCCCCAUUCAUUCUUUCCUUUACACGGAUCAGUCGUCCUGGUCCCUUUGCAGAAAAACAGCCCCAAAGCAUGAUGUUUCCACCCCCAUGCUUCACAGUAGGUAUGGUGUUCUUUGGAUGCAACUCAGCAUUCUUUGUCCUCCAAACACGACGAGUUGAGUUUUUACCAAAAAGUUAUAUUUUGGUUUCUUCUGACCAUAUAACAUUCUCCCAAUCCUCUUCUGGAUCAUCCAAAUGCACUCUAGCAAACUUCAGACGGGCCUGGACAUGUACUGGCUUAAGCAGGGGAGCACGUCUUGCACUGCAGGAUUUGAGUCCCUGGCGGCGUAGUGUGUUACUGAUGGUAGGCUUUGUUACUUUGGUCCCAGCUCUCUGCAGGUCAUUCACUAGGUCCCCCCGUGUGGUUCUGGGAUUUUUGCUCACCGUUCUUGUGAUCAUUUUGACCCCACAGGGUGAGAUCUUGCGUGGAGCCCCAGAUCGAGGGAGAUUAUCAGUGGUCUUGUAUGUCUUCCAUUUCCUAAUAAUUGCUCCCACAGUUGAUUUCUUCAAACCAAGCUGCUUACCUAUUGCAGCCUGGUGCAGGUCUACAAAAUUGUAGCCUGGUGCAGGUCUACAAUUUUGUUUCUGGUGUCCUUUGACAGCUCUUUGGUCUUGGCCAUAGUGGAGUUUGGAGUGUGACUGUUUGAGGUUGUGGAAAGGUGUCUUUUAUACUGAUAACAAGUUCAAACAGGUGCCAUUAAUACAGGUAACGAGUGGAGGACAGAGGAGCCUCUUAAAGAAGAAGUUACAGGUCUGUGAGAGCCAGAAAUCUUGCUUGUUUGUAGGUGACCAAAUACUUAUUUUCCACCAUAAUUUGCAAAUAAAUUCAUAAAAAAUUCUACAAUGUGAUUUUCUGGAAUUUUUUCCUCAAUUUGUCUGUCAUAGUUGAUGUGUACCUAUGAUGAAAAUUACAGGCCUCUCUCAUCUUUCUAAGUGGGAGAACUUACACAAUUGGUGGCUGACUAAAUACUUUUUUCCCCCACUGUAUGUGUGUGCAUUUACGGGUGCAUGUGUGUGUGUGUGUAUGUGUGUACUCCAGCCCUCUCUGUGCUGUCAAGCCCUCUCCUCUCCUUUCUCUUCUCUCCUCCUCUCUGCUUGCGGCGCAUUGGGAUGCAAAGCGUUCUACGUCGAGGGCAAGCCAGGCUAAGAAAAGCGCUUUAAUGUUGCAAAAACAAGCCCAUCGGUGCAUGCCCGUGAAAGGAUCUGUGUGUCUGUUCUGACUUCAAAACUCCCCAGGCAGGCAUCACUCUGCCAUCCUCUUCUAACAGAACCUCCCAAGAGAACUACCACCACACUCAUUUCUCCUUCUCUCUCCCCUCCCUCCUUGUCUCUCUUCCUCUUGUCGCUCUCUUUCUUUCUCUCUCUCUCUCUUCCUCUGCUCCCAUGAGGCAGGUCCAAAUUGCUUUGCCGGAACGACGAUCAUCCCAGCCGGUAUUGAAGUGAAGGUGGACGACUGCACCAUUUGCCGCUGUCACAAUGGGGACUGGUGGAAGCCAGCACAGUGCCUGCGCCGGGAGUGCCUCAACGGCCAGACGUUGUCAUAG
Molecule: messenger RNA, 9669 nt
Organism: Coregonus sp. 'balchen'
Lineage: Eukaryota; Metazoa; Chordata; Actinopteri; Salmoniformes; Salmonidae
Source: the annotation of a GenBank genome assembly